AUGCAAACGCUCAAAGACCUGACGAGUUCACUGCAUGACAGUACAAGCCUGCAGCGUUUGCGGGACAAUCUGAAUGAGCUUCCGAAAAGGUGGCUGGCCCGAGUUGAGCAGCCAGAGGACUACCUUCUGGGCAGUGUGCGUGGUGAAUGCAACUAUCACUUCAAGUUCCGUUUAGAAGGCGGCGGUUAUUUCCAGACCGGUGUGCUGGUGGCGUCUGCAGAGGCGAGCCCUGGAGGGCUCCCGGUGCCCCUGAAAUGUAGAUGGAAGCGCAAGAUUGGCGACCUCCCAGUGGAAAUCCCCGGAGUAACUUCAAACAUGUACCAGAUCUCAGCUGACGAUGUUGGGACCGAUAUUUCUGUAGAGGCGCAGCCAGCAGACUUGGACGAUGGUCACCACGGCACGGUCAUCGGAGAGAUCGGCCCCUUUGAGCUCGACCCGGCGACCAGACGUAGCCUGGACAACGCGCUGGGUUUGGGAGGAAGUAGGUUCGCGGUCAUGCAGUCAAAACUUCCUGGAGAAGCUCCCGGUGGUGCCCGGCAGGAUUUGGGAAUACAAGUCUCCGCCGAGGGUGUGCGGGUGACGUCUGUUGGAGCUGGCUACCAGGGCCGCGACAGUCGGGAGGUCUAUGCUGAGUACUCGUCCGAAUACCCGAAAGUCAUUAUUCAUCCGUUGGACACCACCAAGUUCCGGUUGGUCAUGAGCGAAGUCAAGACAUUCCACCUCAUGGCCCUUACGCGUACUGCGCGUGACUUGAUCGCCCUGACCAUACGCUGCUUCCAUGCCAAGAAGUACAUGUCUACCUCGAGUCUUCUGCAGACUCUACUGCCUGUCCAGGCACCUGCUACAGCAGGUGCUGUCAUUCCGAUUACAGAUGCUCGCUUGGAUGCGUGUAUCGUGCUUGAGACGCUGGCGAAGGUUAGCGGCGUCAUGAAGGGCCAAGAGCCCAAGGCCGUACAGCAGCUGGUCUCGGAUCUCAAGAUGAUGGCGGCUUAUGAUGCAGCUGCUGACUGGGGCGAGGCGAAGGCCAUGGAUGGCGCAUAUGCUGCAAUGUCGUGGGAUGAUGCUGCUGUUAAGGCUGCACUGCCAGAAUAUCUGAAGUCCUCCGGUGAGGAGCGUGCCAAGGUGGACUAUGCUUUCGGUGCUCUCAUCCUGCGGCCGCCGCAGACCAGCGACGUGCGGCAGGCUGCGAUGCAGACCUGGAUCAAAGCUCGUUUAUUCACUUACAACAAGGUCCUUCCUUUCGACUUCAGCCCACCUGCAGCCUGA
Molecule: messenger RNA, 1266 nt
Organism: Symbiodinium sp. CCMP2456
Lineage: Eukaryota; Dinophyceae; Suessiales; Symbiodiniaceae
Source: the annotation of a GenBank genome assembly